AGGAGCUAUUAGCCAGUGCACUUUGGACAAAGUGAGCGUAGCAGCCUGCAGGGCUUAAAUGGGCACGCUUUGGCCCCAGACUCCAUACGGUGAAGAUGAAACUGGUCUGUGGACUGAUACUUCUCCUGGCACUCUGUAGCAAGGCCCACAGCAAUGAGGGAGCCCUGUGGGGACAGAGCAGUGAGAGGGAGGAUUUUAUGCUGCUCGCUGGUCCCCUGACCAAUGGCUUCACCAAGGACUCGAGCUGGUGGAGGACCAAUGGUCAGACCUUGUCGCCAAGAAGCUGUGGAGAGGAUUUGGAUGUCUUCAACUGUGAGCAUCCCCUUCCUCUUGAAAUUUCAGAGUAUUUCCAGUACCUGCAUUCCAGAGGUGUGACCCAUUUUAAAGUGCCUUUGGUCCAGGCGGCUCUCCUGCCUAGGAAGGACCCCGAGCAGGCCAGCCAGGAUGCCGUUCAGUGCUACCGAAUGCUGUUGCAGAGGCUGACUGCAGCAAACCUUACACCCCUGUUGGUGCUGAGCGAAACAGGGACGGCGGGCCAGGGCAACCACAAUGAAGCUGGAGGUUUCCAGCGCUUUGCCCAGUUCACCUUCUUCGUGUUUGGGGACUUUGCUGACACCUGGGUCACGUCAGGCUAUGCCGGGGGUUCUCAGGAUGACCUUAGCCGUCACUGGGCCGUGCAUCAAGCCUACCACAACCUCUACCCAGGUGGGCGCAUCGGCCUUGCUGUUAAUGCUGAAGCUGUUCCAGACCUCCUUCCCAGUGAUAUCACCACAAUGGUGGACACAGACUUCCUGUCUGUGCAGCUUAGCUUUGACUGCAGCUCACCGCAGAUUCUAGAUGGAGGACUAAGAUACCUUCAGAAGAUCAGCAAUCUCCCCAUUCUAAUCUACCAACUGGACAUCCAGAACUGUCCAUCAGAAAGAGGCCAAAACCUUAAGCCCCUUACUGGCAUUCUCCAAGCUCUGAAGAACUUGGACUUUCAGAUACUAGGCUGUGAUGUCGUUGAGCUCUUUGACCAGCUAAGUGUUGAUGAAAAGCCCAAAAGCCAAACAGGUGAAUUGGCUGAAACAAGAAGCACCGGCCUUUCUUCCUCCUACCAAAAAGUCUGGGAAAAGUUUGCCAACCAGACCCCAUCUGAGAGAGACGAGUAUCUGUUGGAGUCCUUUCCACAGGGGUUUCAGUGGGGCACCUCAAGUGAAGCCUUUAAGGUGGAGGGUGGCUGGACCGAGCACGGGAAAGGGGAGACCAUCUGGGACCGUUUCACACAUGAUGGACAUGCCUUUGGCAAUCAGACUGGAGACGUGGCCUGUGACAGCUACCACAAGGCAGAUUAUGACGCCUUUCUCCUAAGGGGACUCCUCGUCAACACCUACCAAUUCUCCAUCUCAUGGGCUCGCAUAUUUCCCUCCGGCCUCCGGGGGAGCCUGAGCGAGAAAGGGGCCCAGUAUUAUGACAGGCUGAUUGACACGCUAAUCCAGUCUGGGGUUCAGCCAGUAGUUACCCUGCACCACUGGGACCUGCCCCAGGAGUUGCAAGGUUAUGGAGGAUGGUUGAAUGCAUCCAUUAUCGAAGCCUUCAGAGAUUUUGCUGACUUCUGCUUCUCCAGAUAUGGAGAUCGUGUGAAGACCUGGAACACUUUCAGUAGUCCAUGGGUGGUGAGCUAUGCUGCAUACGGCACAGGAGAACAUCCCCCCAUGCUGAAAGACCCAGUCUCCGGCUCCUACAAGGUCACCCACUACAUGCUGAAAUCUCAUGCUGAGGCCUGGCACAUUUACAAUGAUAACUAUCGCCAGGACCAAGGAGGAAAGGUCGGCAUUGCCUUAAACUCUGACUGGGCAGAACCCCAGGACCCUACCAAGCCUGAGGACAUAGCUGCAUCGGAACUUUACUUGCAGUUCAUGCUCGGCUGGUUUGCCCACCCCAUCUUUGUGGAUGGUGAUUACCCACCGAAACUUAAGAGUCAGGUCGAGCAGAAGCAACAGGAGUGCCCCUUGACUGCCCCAGCCAUACUCCCCAUGUUUACUGAGACCGAGAAGGAGAGGAUCCGAGGGACAGCUGACUUCUUUGGGCUAAAUCAUUAUACCUCCCGGCUAGUCAAUGUGACACAGCAUGGCUGCAUCCCUGGUCCACAAGGUGUGGGGGACUUCCAGGAAUACGUGGACCCUGCCUGGCCUACCACCACAUCCAGCUGGAUCUAUUCCGUCCCCUGGGGGUUGCGUCGGGUGCUUAAUUUCAUAGCUGUAGAGUACACAUCCUCUAGCAAUAUACCCAUCUACAUCACUGGGAGUGGGAUGCCCACCCCAGCGAGUGGAGAGCUAUACAAUGAUACUGAGCGAGUGGCCUUUCUAAAGGGUUACAUUAAUGAAGCUUUGAAAGCUAUUCGACUAGAUGGAGUGGAUGUACAAGGCUUUACGGUGCAGUCACUAAUGGACGGCUUCGAGGGCCCACAUGGCUACAGUCAAAGGUUUGGCUUGCACUACGUUAACUUUGCCGAUCCCAACAGGCCAAGAACUCCGAAGGCAUCAGCCUACUUCUACUCCCAGAUCAUUGAAAGCCAUAGAUUUUCAGGCUUGACAGAGAAGAGUCCCAUAAUAAAUCAUACUCCCCAACUCCAAGAUGCGGGGCUAAGUAUCUUGCCACCAUCUGAGGUUCCUUCGAAAUCCAAGACUGUCUGGGAGAAUUUUUCUCGCCAAAGCAAGUUUCAGAGGAGUCUCUACCACUAUGGGUCUUUUCCUGAAGGAUUUCAGUGGGGUGUGUCAUCCUCAGCCUACCAAGUGGAAGGUGGCUGGGAUGCAGAUUGGAAAGGACCAAGUGUGUGGGACACAUUUACCCACAAGCCUGGCAGCAUCGUGAACAAUGGCAAUGGGGAUGUGGCAUGUGACAGCUACCACAAGGUGGAGGAAGACCUCUAUAUGCUGAGAGCUCUGAGGGUUAAGACCUACAGAUUCUCCUUGUCAUGGCCCAGGAUCUUUCCUGAUGGUACAAAGAAUUCUCUAAACCAAAAAGGUAUAGACUAUUACAACAGACUCAUUAAUAGUCUGCUUCUGUAUAAUAUAACUCCAAUGGUGACACUUCACCACUGGGACCUUCCUCAAGCAUUACAGGACAUCAAGGGCUGGGAUAAUGUCACAAUGAUUGACAUCUUCAAUGAGUACUGUGAUUUCUGCUUUGCCACCUUUGGAGACAGAGUGAAAUUCUGGAUGACCUUCAAUGAACCUUAUGUCAUUGCAUGGAUUGGGUAUGGACUUGGGAUGUUUCCCCCUAACAUCAAGGACCCAGGUUAUGCCCCAUACAGGAUCACUCACAACCUGAUAAAAGCACAUGCUAAAGCCUACCACACAUACGAUGAGAAGUACAGGAAAAUCCAGGGUGGCGUGGUAUCCAUCAGCCUCAAUGCUGAGUGGGUGGAGCCAAAAGACAUCAACAUAGCUCGGGAAGUGGAGGCUGCUGACCGUGCCCUACAGUUUCAACUAGGCUGGUUUGCGCAUCCUCUUUUUAAGAAUGGCGACUAUCCGGAUGCCAUGAAAUGGAUAGUGGGCAACAAGAGUGAGCUGCAGGGUUUGCCAAAGUCCCGGCUGCCUGCUUUCACAGAAGAAGAGAAGGCUUAUAUUCGGGGUACUGCUGAUGUGUUCUGCAUCAAUUCCUACACUACAGUAGUAGUCCACCAUGUAACUACCAGGCUCUCUCCACAAUCUUAUGAGUACGAUCAAGACUUAGGCAAAGCCGAUAUGAGUAACUCUCCUAGCACAGGCAUGAAAGAGUUGAGAGCUGUUGCUUGGGGUCUUAGGCGGCUCCUGAACUGGAUUAAGGAGGAGUACGGAAACCCAGAGAUUUUUAUAACAGAAAAUGGUGUGGCCACAAAUUCCAAGACUACUGUUGAUGACACAGAGAGGUUCUUCUUCUAUAAAACAUACAUCGACGAGGCCUUGAAAGCUCACGACCUGGAUGGGGUGAAUCUGAAAGGAUACACUGCAUGGUCUCUCCUGGACUCUUUUGAAUGGCUCAAUGGUUACAGCGUAGGUUUUGGUCUCCACCAUGUGGACUUUACUCACCCACAGCGGCCCAGAACUCCAAAGCGCUCAGCCCACUACUACUACGAUAUCGUGAGGAACAAUGGCUUCCCUGAAACUGAGGAAGAAGAGCUGCUGUACGGGUAUUUUGAUAAAGGCUUUGCCUGGAGCACAUCCACAGCAUCAUAUCAGAUCGAAGGGGGGUGGAGAGCCGAUGGCAAGGGCUUGAGCAUCUGGGACAAGUUUUCACACACGCCACUCAGAGUGGGAAAUGAUGAAAACGGGGAUAUUGCCUGCGACAGCUACAACAAGAUCAAAGAAGAUGUGGCUGCCCUCCAGAAGCUCCGAGUGACCCAUUACCGCUUCUCCAUAUCCUGGCCCAGAGUUCUUCCUGAUGGAACCACAAAGCACAUAAAUGAAGAUGGCUUGAAUUAUUACCACCGCUUAAUAGAUGCACUGUUAGCUGCCAACAUUCAGCCACAGGUCACACUGUACCACUGGGAUCUACCUCUGGCUCUGCAAGACCAGGGUGGCUGGGAGAAUGUUACCAUAGUUCAACGAUUCAAGGAGUAUGCUGAUGUCAUAUUCAGCGGCUUGGGAGACAAAGUCAAGUUCUGGAUCACCAUCAAUGAGCCGUAUAAUGUGGCAAAUAUUGGCCAUGGUUACGGCACAGCUGCCCCCGGGAUCAGCUUCAAACCAGGCACUCUGCCCUACAUCGUUGGUCACCACCUGCUCAAAGCCCACGCUGAGGCCUGGCACCUGUACAACAACAAGUAUCGAGCAACACAGGGUGGCAUUAUCUCCAUCACCAUCAACUCGGACUGGGCUGAGCCCCGCAACCCAGCCAAGCAGGAGGACGUCGAUGCAGCCUGGCGAGUUCUACAGUUUUAUAUCGGCUGGUUUGCUCACCCUGUGUUCAGAGGAGACUAUAAUGAUGUGAUGAAGACCAUCAUCAGAGAGAGGAGUUUGGCUGCUGGUCUUCCCACAUCUCGGCUUCCAGAAUUUACUCCCUAUGAAAUUGAGAGAAUCAAAGGCACCUAUGAUUACUUUGGAUUCAAUCACUACACCACCGUUCUGGCCUUCAAAGUGGACUACCACAAUCUGCAGCACUAUGAUGCAGACAGGGGAGCUGGGACAAUUGCAGAUAGAAGCUGGCUUGACUCAGGCUCUACCUGGCUGAAGGUGACCCCACCGGGUUUCCGGAAGAUUCUCAACUUCAUCAAGGAGGAGUAUGGAAAUCCUCCAAUUUAUAUCACUGAGAAUGGGAUCUCUGAGCGAGGACCAGUAGAUCUCAACGAUACCCACAGGAUAAAUUACUACAAGCAUUAUAUCAACCAGGCCCUGAAAGCAAAGCUUCUGGAUGGCGUUGAUAUCAAGGGCUUCACAGCCUGGACUCUGAUGGACAACUUGGAGUGGGCCACAGGUUUUGCAGAGCGGUUCGGACUCUUUUACGUGAACCGUUCAGACCCCACACUGCCCCGUGUGCCCAAGGCAUCUGCUGCCUACUACACCAGUAUCAUCUCCUGUAACGGCUUCCCUGAUCCAGCACAGGGGCCCCAUGAGUGUCUGUCUCCUGAGCCUGAAGAAACUACCACCGCCCCUGUGCCCACCACCGCCACCUCGGUGCCUGGGGACCAAGCUGUGAACUUCCUGGGCAGGGUGGUGUCACCCCCUGAUGCCGAGGUGGCACUUUACAUCCUCUUUGGCCUUUCCAUCGCUGGCGUCGUGGCACUGGCAUUGGUGGCAUAUCACUACCGGAAGAUGACAAGAAAAGCCCGGAAUGGCAAUUUGGAGAAUUUUACACUAGAGCAACGCUCAUGAUUUGGCAGUUUUUAUAAUGACUGGCGGAAAUGUUGUAAAUUGAGGCACUGCCUGAGGACAAAAAUCAUACUUUGAUUUGUUCUGAGAUCGUAAAAAAAAAAAGCAGAAAAAUAAUGAUGACAAUGAUCUGUCUGACCUUGUCCUCUCCAUUUACCCCCAUCUCUGACUGCAUCCCCUCCAUUUACCCCCAUCUCUGACCUUGUCUUCUCCAUUUACCCCCAUCUCUGACUGCAUCCCUUCCAUUUACCCGUCUCUCAUCCAGCGUCCACAGCUCACUAUUCUAUGUGGAUUAUGCAGAUUUUUAUGAUUUUUUUAUGAUGCACAAUAGAGGCAUUUUCGAUUUUUUCUGCUUGGAAUGACGCAUUAUAUAAAAAUAGGUUUUUUUGUCAAUUUCUCUUCUACAUCGAAUGAGACUUUCUUGUCCACUAGGUGGCAAGAUGAGCACACUCUCCACUUUAUUCUUGUUCAUGAUGGCCGGGUCUUGCCAAGGGCAAACAUUUUUUAAAGUCCAUGAGGUGUAACAUAAAGCAGGCCCUCUGCAGAGAUCAUUAACUAAGCACAGUAAGCUUAGGUACCACAAGGGUAUAACAGUACAGAAUUUGGACUGGAAAUGUUUCAGCUGCAAGGCUUCCAUUGCUGAAAUUCAAACUCAGAUUGUCCUAUUCAUUAUUCGAAUGCGUUAACUCAUUCUGGCUAUGGCACAAUCUUUGUAUUUCUACUGUCUAGUUGCCUGGAGCCUUGCUUUUAAAAGCAGCUCCCUGGACUUGCAACUUAAAUGAUUUAUAGGCAUGAAUAAUACAGGCUGUUUGACAUGGGGAUCUGAAGCCAUCAUCUAGAGAGGCAGCAUCCUACAGAGAGCCCAUGCGUCUCCAAGAGGGUACUUCCACCCCAUCACCAUAGUAACGCUCCUCCUGAUGGGAACUCACCUGCAGCUUCCAAAAAAGUUUGACAGUUUGUUUCACGCUGCUGUGGCAGGAGUUAUCAAUAAUAGAUUAGCUCGUAAUGUGUCAAGGGCCCAGUGCUGCCUGUUGUUCCUUCAUAACUCCAUAUAAAUGGCUGCAUGCCACACCCAAAGUAAAUAGAAACCCAUGUGAUGGUACUUUCCCCUGACAGGUGUUUUAAUGAAGCCAUCCUUGGUCCUACCACCCCACUCCCCCCACUAAUAUCCCACACUUAUACAAUCCAGAGGGGUUUUACACACAGCAGAAGCAGAAAUAACAGGGCAUUGCCUGGCCUGUGUCCACUUCAGAUUCCUGAGGGAUUUCACCAGAGCCCCACACCAAUCACCAAACCAGGUUUAACCAGCAGGUCAGGGUGCCUCCCCGGGUGCAAAUUAUAAGCAGAAGGAUCAGCCUGGCGUCCCAAAAGGAUUGUCAUGGGACACUGCUGUAACUGCACAGGGCUUCAUAUUGCACCAUUCAUCGUGGCUAUCUGAAGCCUGUCCAAUAUCACACUGUGAAAUCAGGGCCAGCUCGGAAAAGGGGUUUGAACUAGGGCUGGACGAUUUAUUGAUUUCAAAUCCAAAUUUGAAACAACGCGAUUAGCAAGUCGCAAAAAUCGCGAUUUAGGAUAUACAUUAUAC
This is a messenger RNA of Paramormyrops kingsleyae, 7413 nucleotides long. RefSeq names its product lactase/phlorizin hydrolase. Gene Ontology annotation, molecular function: lactase activity. The record is from RefSeq and is a predicted model, not a curated record. Gene Ontology annotation, biological process: carbohydrate metabolic process. Lineage: Eukaryota; Metazoa; Chordata; Actinopteri; Osteoglossiformes; Mormyridae.